Pipistrellus nathusii (Nathusius's pipistrelle) is the source of this 597-nucleotide messenger RNA. Lineage: Eukaryota; Metazoa; Chordata; Mammalia; Chiroptera; Vespertilionidae. The record is from the annotation of a GenBank genome assembly.
AUGGACGCAAUACUGAAUUACAGGUUGGAAGAUACUGAAGAUUACUACACCUUACUGGGAUGUGAUGAACUGUCUUCGGUGGAACAAAUCCUGGCAGAAUUUAAGGUCAGAGCCCUGGAAUGUCAUCCUGACAAGCAUCCUGAAAACUCCAAAGCAGUGGAGACUUUUCAGAAACUGCAGAAGGCAAAGGAGAUUCUGACUAAUGAAGAGAGUCGAGCCCGCUAUGACCACUGGCGAAGGAGCCAGAUUGCGAUGCCAUUCCAGCAGUGGGAAGCUUUGAGUGACUCGAUGAAAACGUCAAUGCACUGGGCUGUCAGAGGUAAAAAAGAUCUAAUGUUGGAAGAACGUGACCAGACUCGUGCCAACAAGAUUGAAAAUGAAGAACAGAACGAACAAAGAGAAGUAAAGAAAGUAGAGCUGGGUUCAACCACCAAUAAAAUGGAGCAAAAAGAGUCUGAGUCCUUGGAGAAGUCACCCUCCCCACAGAGUCCAGAUGCUUCAAGUUUUUCAGAUGUGAACAGUUGGCACCUUCGUUUCCGCUGGUCUGGGGAUGCUCCUUCAGAACUCCUGAGGAAAUUCAGAAACUAUGAAAUAUGA